Limanda limanda (common dab) is the source of this 4060-nucleotide messenger RNA. RefSeq names its product voltage-dependent calcium channel subunit alpha-2/delta-1. NCBI's taxonomy places the organism in Eukaryota, Metazoa, Chordata, Actinopteri, Pleuronectiformes, Pleuronectidae. Gene Ontology annotation, molecular function: voltage-gated calcium channel activity. The record is from RefSeq and is a predicted model, not a curated record. Gene Ontology annotation, cellular component: L-type voltage-gated calcium channel complex. The transcript is spliced from 39 exons. The coding region runs from base 1 to 3243 and encodes 1080 amino acids.
AUGGAUACCUGCAGGGUGUUCCUGCUCCUGCUGUGGCACGGCGGCUGUUUGGCAUCGCAGUUUCCAACACAGCUCAUGAUUAAAGAAUGGGUGGAUCAGAUGCAGAAGGAGCUGGUGACCCUGGCAGACACGGCCACAGGCGGGAUGAGCCUCACACAGAUUUUUCUGAGAAACCAGCACCUGUACUCUGUGGAGCAAAACGACGCAGAGGAGCUGGUGGCCAGAGCAGCCAGGAACAUUGAGCAGCUGCUGCGGAAGAGGUCUGCUGCCUUGAAGAAACUUGCCGCGGCUGCUGAGCAAUUCCAGUUCGAUCAUACGUGGAAGGACGAGUUUGAGGAUAAUGAAAUCUCCUACUACAACUCAAAGGACAAUCUGGAUGCAAAUGAGACGGAGGGAAAAAAAUACCGGCUUCGACCAGACUUUAAAGAGGACGCAUCAUUUAGGCGUUUGACUGAUCACAACCACACGGCUGUCCACAUCCCCACUGACAUCUAUGAUGGAUCCACCAUUGUGCUGAAUGAGCUGAACUGGACCGAGGCCCUGAUGGACGUGUUUAGAAAGAACAGAGAGGACGACCCGACACUUCUCUGGCAGGUGUUUGGAAGCGCUACAGGCCUGGCUCGCUACUUCCCAGCUUCUCCAUGGAUGGAUGCUCGUAAAACUCCCAGUAAAAUUGACCUGUACGACGUCCGCAGGAGGCCAUGGUACAUCCAAGGAGCCGCUUCCCCCAAAGAUAUGCUAAUCCUCGUCGAUGCGAGCGGUAGUGUGUCUGGCUUGACUCUCAAACUGAUCCGGACCUCGGUCAGCGAGAUGCUGGAGACUCUUUCUGACGACGACUACGUCAAUGUAGUUUAUUUUAACACCAGGGUGAAGAAGACGGCCUGUUUCGAAAACCUGGUUCAGGCCAACGUGAGGAACAAGAAGCUGCUGAAGGACGCCGUGCAGAACAUCACAGCUAAAGGAAUAACAAACUACACCAAAGGCUUUGAGUUUGCUUUUGAGCAGCUGUCUGUGCAAAAUGUGAGCAGAGCAAACUGCAACAAGAUCAUCAUGCUGUUUACUGAUGGAGGAGAGGAAAGAGCUUCGGCCAUACUGGAGAAAUACAAUGCUGACAAAAAGGUGAGGAUCUUCACCUUUUCAGUUGGACAACACAACUAUGACAAAGGACCCAUUCAGUGGAUGGCUUGUUCCAACAAAGGUUACUUCUAUGAGAUUCCUUCUAUUGGCGCCAUCAGAAUAAACACGCAGGAGUACCUGGAUGUCCUGGGCCGACCCAUGGUUCUGGCAGACAAGCAGGCCAAACAGAUCCAAUGGACCAAUGUGUACCUUGAUGCCCUGGAACUGGGUCUGGUCAUCACGGGAACACUCCCUGUCUUCAAUAGAACCAUGACCGUAGAUGAAAAGCAUGGCGAGCACCAGAACCAAUUGAUUCUGGGUGUGAUGGGGAUCGACGUGUCUCUGGAUGAUAUCAAGAAACUCACGCCACGCUUCACUAUUGGUCCAAAUGGAUACUACUUUGCCAUUGACCCCAAUGGAUACGUCCUGCUGCACCCCAACCUCCUGCCAAAGAAUCCCAAAUUCCAGGAACCUGUAACUCUUGACCUUCUGGAUGCCGAGCUUGAAAACGACAACAAAGUGGAGAUCAGGAAAAUGAUGAUCGAUGGGGAGAUAGGCGAACGAACCAUUCAUACUCUGGUUAAAACUCAGGAUGAGAGAUACAUAGAUAGAGGAAACCGGACCUACACAUGGGCUCCAGUCAAUGGAACAGAUUACAGCCUGGCUCUCGCCCUACCUAAAUACAGUGAACACUUCAUUCAAGCUAAACUGGGGGAAGACAUGAAAGAAGCCAUGUCUUCUACUUGGGGCAAAAAAGCAAUGGAGACGAUGCAGCUGGAUAGGUUUGAUGAAUUUGGUCACACCUACAUCGCUCCGAGGGAGUACUGCAAAGAUCUGAAGUUGUCCCUCAACAACACCCAGUAUCUCCUCGACUUCAAUGAGUACAUCGAAAGAACCCCUCCAGAAGCAUGUAACGUGUCCCUGGUGAGUCGGCUGAUCCUGGACGCAGGUCUGACGGCUGAACUGGUUAAACUUUGGAAUGAGCAGAGUGUGGAUGGGAUUGUCGCCAGGUUUGUAGCCACAGAUGGAGGAAUCACGCGGCUCUACCCACGAAGUGCUGCGGAAGAGUGGAGCGAGAAUCAUGAGCCGUACGAGUCCAGUUUCUACAAAAGGACCCUGGACAAUGAAAUUUAUAUUUUCACAGCUCCAGCUUUCAACACGGAGGCAAGAGAGCCUGUUUCUGAGCCCUGUAUUCUCGUGAGCAAAUCAGUGGACCUCACCAUCGACAAAGUCACACUCAAACCAGCAGUGGUCGGAGUGAAACUCAAUGUCUCCUUCUGGAUGAACUCUUUCAUGAAUGCUACUCUGAAACUGAAUUGCAAGGAUGAAAUCUGUGGCUGCCUGAAGAAUGACAAGCAUGUCGACUGUGUGAUCCUGGACGAUGGAGGAUUUCUUCUCAUGUCCAAUCAGGAUGAGUACAUCUCUCUGAUAGGUCAGUUCUUUGGCGAGGUGGACCCGGUGCUGAUGAUCAACCUGGUCAACACUUCCCUUUACUCCUUUAACAAGACCUAUGACUACCAGUCGGUCUGCGACCCGGAGAAGGACAGCAAGGCUGCAGCCGGAACCCGCUCCGUCUAUGUGCCUACCAUUGCAGACUUGCUCAGUGUCGGCUGGUGGGCAUCCACUGCUGCCUGGUCGAUACUCCAGCACCUUAUCUAUGGACUGAUUUUCCCCAACUUUCUGGAAGCAGUGGAGUCAGCAGAUGAAGACAUAUCAGACAACAUGUUCAAGGAAAGCUGUAUCACUGAGCAGACUCAGUACUUUUUUGACAACGAUGAAAGAUCCUACUCAGGUGUCCUGGACUGUGGAAACUGCUCCAGGAUGUAUCGUGCCGAGAAGCUGCCAAACACCAACCUGGUGUUCCUGAUCACCGAUGCCAAGGCGACGUGUUUGUCGUGUGACCCCAGACCGCUUCGCCAGGCGGAACAACCCUCCGAAGGUCCAGAUCCAUGCGAGCUGGCUCAGAACCCGAGAUACCGCAAAGGGCCGGAUGCGUGUUUUGACAACAAUGAAAAUGAGGAUGAUUCUGAGUGCGGAGGAGGGACCUGCCUAAGCCCGUGUCACUGGCCAAUGCUCGGGCUCCAACUGCUGCUUCUGUGGCUCUUCACGUCUUUACGACACUCAUGACCCCUACACACAUGUACACACACACACACACACAUUCAUUUACACACGUCGAUCAAGAUCUCAUUUCACAAGAGGACAUUGCAGAAUACUUUCCUUUCAUCGUUUCUUUUUUUUUCUGACGACCAAUAACAGCAUUUCCAUUUGACAAUGCCAAAGGGUGCUCAUUCAUUUCCUCCUCAUGAGUUUCAAAAACAGAGACACAUCUACUGUGCUCAGCUGCACUCAUGUCCAUGAUAUAUUCCUUAAUACUCUCCUAUGGUGCAAGAGUAAGAGCUAACCAAACCCUUUAAUUCUGCCUCAUUAGUUUCUCUUGAUUUUUUUGGUGGAGGGUGAAGCGUUGUCCCACUAUGCCAACUAAAUACCAUUCAAAGACUGUAUGUUCACUGACAGCAUUGAUUUGUGUAGUUGUCAGUAUUGUUUGUUGCUUAUUAUAUAUAUUGCGUAUGAAUCCUUAUGCUGUAAUGAUUGUUUAUUUCGACAAACCCGUGCAAUGACAGUAUGAAGAAUAUUUAUUUUCGUUCGAGUGAUUUUGAAAUGUAUUGUACCUAACUAUUUAUGUAUUUCGUUUUGUUUUGUUUUCCAAAUCAACAAGCAUUUUGUGACUAUAGCUAGGUGUUGUAUUGUAGCAGCAUGUGCUCAGUACAGAGCUAAAGACAACACCGGUACUCUGACACCAAAGCUCCACAAGGACCACAGAUAAACACAAACAUACUACAGAGAAUCUGCAGGCCAGUCUAUUUUAAGGGAUUACUCAGAUGUGGGUGUUUGCCAGUAUUCAAGUCUGAAUGUUAGCUGAAUAGAUAGAUAGAUAGAUAGA